AUGCGAGCAGGUAAUAAGCUACCACAAGAGGUGCCGUCUCAGAAGGUCUUCUGUCGAAUGCAAAAGCAUCACUUCCCCAACAAUGACAGAUACCAUGAAAACAGCAAAGAUAAUGGAUUUCAACUUGGCUUUAUGCGCAGCCCAGCAGCUGGUGAGAAUGGCAAUUUCCUGAACAGCACCAAAGGGCAUAUGCGUUCAGAGGCCUUUUGGUUCCAGCACCGCUUCCCAUACAUGGGACGGACCCCUUGGAUUUUACUUGAUCCUAUGUCGGCUUGA
This is a messenger RNA of Paracoccidioides lutzii Pb01, 276 nucleotides long. RefSeq lists its product as hypothetical. Bases 1 to 276 code for a protein of 91 amino acids. The record is from RefSeq and is a predicted model, not a curated record. The transcript is spliced from 2 exons.